Eurypyga helias (sunbittern) is the source of this 1536-nucleotide messenger RNA. RefSeq names its product catenin delta-2-like. Lineage: Eukaryota; Metazoa; Chordata; Aves; Eurypygiformes; Eurypygidae. The annotation marks the transcript as partial. The transcript has 4 exons. The record is from RefSeq and is a predicted model, not a curated record.
GACGGAUGGUCGCAGUAUCACUUUGUAGCCUCAUCUUCAACGAUAGAAAGGGAUCGGCAAAGACCGUACUCCUCAUCACGCACGCCCUCCAUCUCUCCCGUGCGCAUGUCUCCUAACAACCGCUCAGCAAGUGCCCCAGCCUCACCUCGGGAAAUGAUCAGCCUAAAAGAAAGGAAAACAGACUAUGAAUCAACUGGAACAAACGCCACUUACCAUGGAAGUAAGGGAGAACACACUUCUAGGAAAGACACCAUGACAGCUCAGAACACUGGAAUCUCAACUUUGUACCGGAAUUCCUAUGGUGCACCUGCUGAAGAUAUCAAACAUAACCAGGUUUCAACACAGCCAGUUCCACAGGAGCCCAGCAGAAAAGAUUACGAACCGUAUCAGCCGUUUCAAAAUUCCACGAGAAACUAUGAUGAGUCCUUCUUUGAGGACCAAGUGCAUCAUCGUCCACCUGCAAGCGAAUACAACAUGCACCUGGGACUAAAGUCAACUGGCAACUACGUCGACUUCUAUUCAGCUGCUCGUCCCUAUAGUGAACUUAACUAUGAAACAAGCCACUAUCCAGCCUCUCCCGACUCCUGGGUUUGAGACUUGGGCAGAUACAAAAGCUCCAGGAACUGUGCAUGUGCAUGCAUACCACAAGACAUUUUUUUUCCUGCAAAUUUAGUUUGUUAAAGCCUGUUCCAUAGGAAGGCCCAGAUAACCAGUAUGGAAAAAAAUAAGAGAAUUUUUUAGAAGGCUAAAAGAUACGAAAGCUAAUCCUGGGAGUAAUUAGAAAGAAAUAUAUAUACAUAUAUAUAUAUAUUUUACAGUGUGGGGCAACUUUACUGUUGGCCUGUGGAGUCUAAAGUUCGGUGCUGUGUAUUGAAUGUGGCUGAAGGAAGGAGGGAGAACAUGAGAGUGGAUGUGGGUCAAGAGUUAAGCACAAGUAACUGAGCAGCGUACAUACUUUAUGGGGAACAGCUUCUCACACUUUGUUUAAUAUCCUCAUUCAUUGUGAAUCUAGGCUUCAAGUUGCAUUUGGGGUUUCCUCUGUACAGCAAGAUGUUUCUUGCCUUUUGUUAAUGCAUUGUUGUAAAGUAUUUGAUGUACAUUACAGAUAAAAAAGAAAAAAAGUGCAUUGUGUAUAUUACACCAAUGCCACAGUGUUUCUUCAUCUAUGGUUCUAAAUAUUGCUUCAAUUUCAAAUUUUGAAAGAUGUAUGAAUUUCCAGGUUUUUGUUUUCUUUUCCCCGGUGCGUUUUAACAAAAAAAAAAAAAUCAAAAAAAUCAAAAAAAAAAACCAAAAAGGAAUAUUUAGCAGUAUUGUUCGUUCUGAUAUGUGAAUUUGUUUGUGGCAACUAAAAGAAAAAAAGGCAUUCAGCAGUUUCUGACAAUUAACAUUCAUCAUUCCACACUCCUUGUCAACGAAGUGCUUUUUCACUGCCUAAAAUUUUAGAUGUAGAUAUUUGAAAUAGAUUUUUUUCAUUUAUACCAGUUUUCUUUAUGAUGAUACAGUGUUAAAAGAAAAUAAAUUACAAUUGAUCUGUCA